AUGCUUCUACCGUACUUGGUAACUUUUCUGUUACUGUUCGUACCGGCCGUAACUCCAUCCACGGCCAACAUCUCGUCGUUGAUCGAGGCUCUCGGCCCGAACAAACUAUGUUCAGUGUAUGAUCCGUUCAAGGUCCUCCCCGAGAACAACAAGGUUUCCCUCUCUUCCCUUCUCUUAUGACGCGACAUUUCUCAUUUCAGUUCCAAAUCGGCGGCAGUUUCCCUCUUCACCAGGACGACUGCACCACUCUUCGACCCGACACUGUCCAAGAGAUCGUCGCCAUUCAGUGGGCGCUGACCCAUUGGAACCAGAACGAGGAGAAUGGAGAUUGUAAACUCGGUAAGGAACGCAUUCCAAUCCAUCUUCUGAUUUUCAAAACAAUACUUUCUUUCCAGGGCUCUACGCCGGUGAUACCUGUUCGCGGUCCGCUGAAUCGCUUUCUCAAUCGCUUCGUUUCCUGGAUUCAGUCGGAUACCACGAGCCAAAAGAAUGCAGAACUGAGACUCCCGGAGCCAAAUUGCUUGGGCUCAUUGCUCCAAAGGAUUACGCUUCGUCGAUGUCUCUCGGAAAGUUCCUGUCCGUCUCGGCGGUCCCCGUGGCUGCCUAUUCGUCUGACUCGGUGAAUGCACUUACGGAGCUAGAUGUUGAGAACACGAUUGCCACGUCUCCAACGAUCGGAGUGUACGUGGAAGCACUGAUCCGACUGAUGAACCAAAUGAGAAGUAACUUGGUGACUGUGGUGGAUGAUGGGUCUCAGAACCCGAUUGUGAAAAGGUAACGAAAGCCGAAAGAGUUCGGAAGCAAGUGGCAUUUUCAGAGUGAUCUCCUACCUCCGCGAUGCCGAUAUUUUCGUCUCCGAGACCAUUCCCAUAGAUCAUCCGUUCUUGGCUCAAGCCCUCGAGGACAGCGACUCUUCCAUCGUGGUCAGUGUGCUCAACAAGAAACAGUUGACUAGGAUCGUGCGUCAUCCGUCCAUCUACGCGAUGGCCAAGAUGUGGAUAUCGAUACCGACGGAAGGAGAAGCUCUCGAUGAGGCCGAGCAACUGGAUGUGCUGCACAAGGACGCCAAGCUGGAGGUCAUUGCACUGCAGCCAAAGUACAAAGAACUGCCCCAGUUCCGUGAUUACUUCAUUCGUGUCCUCCGCAACAACUUCAAGAACUAUCAGCUGCUCACUUCGUACAUCGAACAAGUGUACAACUGUACAAACGAAGACUGCAAUCUGGACAAGGAAGUGAUGAUGAAGAACUACGUUCAGGCGAGAACAGCCGAGGCUUCCAUCAGAAUGACGUAUGCUUUCGCCGCGGUCGCCAAGAUCAUCGGAGCGGACAAGGAAUACGAGAAGACGUGCUCGCAUGCUUCUUCCGAAUGCACUGAACUCAUCAUGGAGACGUUGGAAACACUCGAUUACGUAUUCAGCAAACAAGAUCCGCCGGAGUUCGCCGGUGAACGUUUGCAAUUCUACAGAGGCAAUGAGAACAUCCUGCUCGCCUCAGGAAUGCAGGUCGAAGCGAUUGAGAUCUACAAUCAGGACGAGGAGCCAGUGACCGCCCGUCUGCUCAGUUUCACCACCGGAUCGCCCCCAACUGUCAUCAUGUCGUCUCUGCGAUCGGCCGACCAGAGGCUCCGUUCCAUCUGUGCUCCGUAUCGACCGUUCUGUGGGCAGUGCCCUAACCUCCAGAUUGUCAAUGCCGAUGUAAGUGGGUCCGAAUCCUUCCAGUCUCUAAUAUCUGUUUCCAGCAUCACUUCCUGUCGAUCCCUCGGCACUAUCCUCUCUAUCUGGUUGGUCUUUUCGAUCUGCACAGUGGCCAGACAUGCCAAUCGAUGGCUCACACCGACAUCUCCCUUCCGAUGGCAUUCGUGCACACUGUCUGGACAUUCAAACAGCGGUUCCCCCAACUCGGUCUUCUCAAGGAUCUCGACUUUGGCGCCCUGCUCAUCGACAGUUGCUCAUCUGGAAAACAAGCGAUCGAGUCUGUCGUCCGUUCGGAAACACAGUGUUUCCGUUUUAACCAGGCCGGUCGGAACAUCACCAUCGUGCCGAAAUCAGUGUUUGGAUACGCGAGUGCCCUUCACGGAGACUCUCAGGAAUCCCUCAAGGGCUACUUCUCUUCCGGAGACACGGACGCCGCUCUUGUCUCCGUCGACUCCGAGCACUCUGCUCUUCAGAGAUCUUUCACUGCUCUUCCGUCCUCCAGAAACCAAGCUCUUGCUCUUCUGAAACUGCUUAAUCGCAUGCAAUGGCAAUUCGUGACUGCAGCUCUAAGCGAGCAAGAUCCAGAAUCGCUUUCCCUGUUCCGCAGUUUCGAACGUCUUGCUCUUGAUCGCGGAGUCUGUCUGGCUGAAGUCAUUAACAUUGGCGGAUCUCGAAUUGACAAUGUCCGCAGCACCACUAACGUCACGGUCGUGUUCGCGACCGCCCGAGACGCGGCCGAGUAUCUUAUCUCAUCUAAACCACGUGGAAACCAUGUGAAUGUCAUGAUGGGAGAAGCCCACGACUGGUAUCUGCACGCGCCGAACAACAAGGAACAGUUUCCUGGAACAGUGUCGGUGCAGCCGAGGAACAUUCUGUACGGAGACUUCCGUGAAUGGCUCGAGACGACAACUCCACUCACACUCCCGGAGCUCUGGUAUUGGUCGUACAUCGAAUCGCGAUACGGAUGUGCUCUGAGUCAGAAAAGCAAGGUGAUCUACGGAAAGAUGUGCACUGGGGACGAGCUGCUCAACAUUGAAUCUCUCGGUGAACUCUUCUAGCAUCCUCUUUCAUACAAAAUUAUAUCGUUUCAGGUCGCAUGACGAAAGCAGGAUACUUGUCGCGAGGACUCGAAAGAUUCCUUUUCGCGAUGGACUCCGUUUACAAGAAUCUGUGUCCUGCCCAAAACGGACUUUGUCUUGAGUUCUACGAACAAGGACGCAAGCAGAUUCUGACUCAACUGAAGAAGACGUCGACUGAGGAUGACGUGGAAAUCUACGAGUUCCUUCCGGACAUCAACAACCAUUUCACGUACCACCUCAUUGCCAACUGGACUAUGACGACUGGGUUGAGAAUGACAAACCAAUACAGAAAUGGAAAUGGAAUGUCAACGGAGAGCAAGUGUCAGCCACCGAUGUGCAAGUGCUUCCUCGAUGGCGACUUCUUCCAGGUAAUAUUAUUCUAUACUUUGAGAAUGAAUCCGUUAUAUCAGCGUCCAUUGGAUUCGUUCGUGUUCCGUCCAGAUGAGCCGGAUGGCGGAGGGCAAGCGUCUUACAUCAAGAGACAACCGGCAUUCGGAUCGGAGAAGAUUCAGUACCAGUCAGUGCUGGAGCACAUCACGACGGGCCACUGGAGGGACCACCCGCACAACUACGUCCUUCUCGCUCUCAUCACAGUCCUCGUCGUCGUAGCUGUUGCCGUUCUCGUUCUCGGUAUCAUUUUAAUCUAUUUUCCAACCUUAUCCCUUUUUCAGUUCUUGUCAAACUUUACCUUCGUGUCGUGAAAGGCAAUCAAUCUUUGGGAAUCUCUUUGCUCAUCGGAAUAAUCAUCCUCUACGCCACCGCGUUCUUCUUUGUCUUCGAUCCGACUGACUCGGUGUGCAGACUGAGAGUGAUCCUUCACGGACUCGGAUACACUAUCUGCUUUGGUAUUCCCAAAAAUCAAAUGUUGUUUCGACAAAUGUUUUGAUUUUCAGGUGUCAUGAUUGCUAAAGCAACUCAAUUAAGAAACGCAGAGACGCUUGGCUUCGGCACUUCGAUUCACAUCUCCUUCUGGAACUACUGGCUCCUUCUUUUCUUCAUCGUCGGAGUUCAGAUCGCGCUUUCUCUCCGCUGGUUCCUUGAGCCAUUCAUGUCGACGAUUGGAGUCAUCGACACGAAUGUUCAGAGAAUGAUGUGCACGAUGGGAAAGUCAGUGCAUCCUACUUGUUUUGCUCUUAUGUAAUCUGAGCCUUUACAGAGUUGAAUUCGUGGUGUCCAACUUCUACGUGAUGAUCCUCAUCUUCAUGGCCCUCUUUAUCAAUCUGCUCAACCGAAACAUCAAGAGGAACUACAAAGAGACCAAGUGGUUGCUCUAUUCCACAGUCGGAUGCUUCUUCACUUGGGUCGCCUGGAUCACUCUUUACCUAGUGCUCGACCACGAGUUCCGAGACUCGGUCAUCGUAAUCGAACUGAUUGCUUGUGGAACCAUCCUGCUCGGCUUCCUUUUCGGACCAAAGAUCUACAUUCUUUUGUCCUAUGAACCAGUUGUAGUUGCCUUCAAGAGAGACCCAUUCCCGAAUCACACUGAUCUCUUCGAGAAAGGUUUAUCUUUCCUCUAUCAACCCAAUUCAGCACAGCCUGUAUUCAGAAGAUGACCUCCCUUCGCAACGCGCCGUCUCACCCGCCUCUUCGACGUCUUCUUCUUCGAACCGUUCCUCUUCUGGAUCUUCGUACACGUCUUCCUCCAAACGACCCGUGAAUGCCGUCGGUCCAUUGCCUCUGCACAAGAACGUUGAAGACCAGUCUCCAAUAUUUCACACCGUCAUGAGAAAGAAGACGAAAGUUCGCCGAUCGAACAGCGAACACGAAACCAUCGUGAGUACCGUACCCCUUUCAUUGUUGAAAUGAGCCUUCUCAGAUGAACGUCGGCAUCCCGAUGACGUCAGUGCCCAUCAUCAGAAGUCCGUCGGCGCGCGACGAGAAGAUUCAUCGAGUGGCGAUCUCGCCCCCGCUCCGAGACUGA
Molecule: messenger RNA, 4694 nt
Organism: Caenorhabditis sp. 36 PRJEB53466
Lineage: Eukaryota; Metazoa; Nematoda; Chromadorea; Rhabditida; Rhabditidae
Source: the annotation of a GenBank genome assembly